Dromaius novaehollandiae (emu) is the source of this 3121-nucleotide messenger RNA. RefSeq names its product DNA polymerase gamma 2, accessory subunit (gene POLG2). The transcript has 9 exons. Gene Ontology annotation, cellular component: mitochondrion; cytoplasm. Gene Ontology annotation, biological process: mitochondrial DNA replication. NCBI's taxonomy places the organism in Eukaryota, Metazoa, Chordata, Aves, Casuariiformes, Dromaiidae. The record is from RefSeq and is a predicted model, not a curated record. The coding region runs from base 61 to 1494 and encodes 477 amino acids.
CGCGGCGCACGCGCGGUGCUGGCGGCGCCCCUCCCCCUCGCCGUGAGGGAGGGGAGGAAGAUGGCGCUGGGCUGCAGCCAAGGGGGGCGGCUGUGCGGCCGGGCUCGCUUGGGGCGCCCCGCGCUGAGGCGGCGGGCGGUGGCAGGGCCCCCGGCGCGGCCCUACGCGGCGGGCGGCGGCGGCGAGGCGGCGGCGGCGAGCGGCGAUGAGGCGGCGAGCGGGGAGGCGCUGCUGGAGGUGUGCCGGCGGCGGCACUUCCUGCGGGGCGGCGCGGAGCCGCGGCCCUGGCGCGCCUACCUCAGCGGCUGCCCGCCGGGCUUCGGGCCCCUGGGCGUGGCGCUGCGCGGCAACCUGGCGGCGCAGUGGUGGGAGGCGGUGGCCGCCUUCCGCGAGCAGGUGUUCGCCGUGGACGCGCCGCUGCACAGCCCCCCCGGCCCCGGCGCCCCGCCGGCGGGGGAGGCUCUGCGGUUGGUGCCCUCCGAGACGUUGCGCGAAGCCCUCCAGGGCGGCGGCCGGGAGGCGGGCGGCCCCUCCGCCGAAGAAGUGCUGGGGGCCGCGGGGUUGCUCCGCGAGUCCCUGCUUCCCGGUGCUUUAGCACAGUACAUUAACUGUUUAGAGUUGGUAAACAAGAGACUGCCUUGUGGCCUUGCUCAAAUUGGAGUAUGUUUUCACUCUGUUCCAGAGAGGGAGCAAUACGACAGAAACCUCAGCAGAAUAGGCGAAAGGACCACGUCUUCCCUUGUAUGGUUUAGCUCUGCCAGGACUACAGGACAAUGGCUUGAUUACUGGUUACGUCAGAGACUCCAGUGGUGGAGAAAGUUUGCAAUAGGCCCAUCUAACUUCAGCAGCAGUGACUUUCAGGAUGAAGAAGGAAGAAGAGGAUUUAAUUUAUACUAUGGCUUUCCUUGGGGGAAGGAAGCAAUAGAAACAUUGACGAAUCUUGGUGAUACUGAACUGUUACAAAUGUAUCCAGGGAAUAGAUCAAAAUUACUUGGCCGAGAUGGAAGGAAGAAUGUUAUUCCUCAUGUUCUGUCUGUGAGUGGAAAUCUGGACCGAGGAGCAUUAGCGUAUCUCUUUGAUUCUCUACAGCUAGUUGAGAAUCCGUUAAUGAAAAAGAAAAAUUCACAGAGAAAGGUACUUAAGCUUCACCCUUGUUUAGCACCUAUUAAAGUGGCCUUGGAUGUAGGAAAAGGUCCAACAACAGAGCUGAGACAGGUUUGUCAAGGAUUAUUCAAUGAACUGUCAGAAAACAGAAUUUCUGUAUGGCCAGGAUAUCUUGAAACCAUGCAGAUAUCUCUGGAACAACUUUAUACAAAAUAUGAUGAGAUGAGCGUUCUCUUCACCAUAUUGAUAACUGAUGCUACUCUGGAGAGCGGAGUGGUCCAGCUGAGAAGCAGAGACACCACCAUGAAGGAAAUGAUGCACAUAUCUAGGCUGAAGGACUUUUUAACUAAGAGUGUAUUUUUAUCACAUGGCCUCCAAUCCAGCAGGUAAGUUACUACAGCUUGCACUUGAUUUAAAAAAAAAAAAAAGUAUUAAGGAUAACAGAGGCAUUAGAAAUCAGUUGUAAAUAGUUCUUGUCAAGCUUUUUUGUUGGCAGAAAAUUUUAAUAGAAAAUCUGUGCCACAGAGUGAAAACAAGACCAAUGUGUGAUCAUGUUUAUACUAUACCUGAGUAUUGUAGUCAAAAUCAGAUAAUGAGAGUUGGGAUAUAAAUGAAGUUGAGUGAUUUUGAUCUUCUGUAGAUUUACUAUGGUUAUACAGACUAAUGGGAUUGGUAUUUGGGUCUCUGAGUUCCAAUUUUUACUUGUUCUACACUUCGUUUCAAGUUGAAGUCCCUAGAAUUGUCAUUUUGGGGAUUUCACUAGUAGAGAAAACUAGCUUAUUGUAUGUCUACAAAAUAGGCCAGGAAAGAAACAUCUGAGCAUCAUCUGCAAUUUUCUGUGCAGGCUCAGUGGUGCUCAGAACAUAUGAGGAGCGAAAGAUUCUUUAAAAUAUGUAAUUAAGUAAAUCACAAGUGAGAUCCUACCUUGUACUGCAUCUCUUAUGAUGACCUUUGAAUAGACUGUAGCACAGGUCCUCUUCUCUGCUAAAAGCCAGAAUAACAUAAUCCAUCCUUUAAUAAGGAUACACUUCAGUAGCUUAAUAUGCCAUUAGCAGCUUGGUCACUAAUAACAUGACUUGCAUGGUUUCAAAAUUAAGCUGUUGAAUUUUUGAAUCAUAGGUUGUUGAUGGACUUUUUUUUCUUCCCUUUUUUUUCCCCUUAACAUUUCUCUGUAGUAAGCAGUUUCACUAUAUAACUGCUCCUAUUUAAAAAAAUCCCCAGCAAAAUCCCCCCCAAAAUAUCUUUGUGCACCCCAGAUGUUUCACUACUAUAAUUUCAGGAUUUUUACCUUUUUCCUCUUCCUUUCUAAUAAUGGUAAUGUUGGCAUACUCUUCAGGUUUAACAUGCUCUGGAUUAAAGAUGAUGAACAAGAGUUAAGAGUUAUGGUCAGAUCAUUUUUACCUUGGUACAAAGCAGUGAGAUUCAGCAUGUAAAAUCUAAACAUGUUUCUUGUAGCAUCUAUGGGCAUUAUCAGAGCUAUUUUCACUCUCUUUGCAGGCAGUGUGGGUAAAAUGCUGAUUGUUAUCUGGAACGAGAGGCUGCAGAGAGAGUACUAGGCAAACUGAGCAGAGCUGCUAGAAUUCUGCUUGUUUAGCACUUGAGCAGGAAGGCAGACUUGUUGGGGGAAAAUGAUUUCUUUUUGGUAUUUAGAAACAGGAAAUAUAGUAUCUUUGCUUUUGUGUUUCUUGAGAAUUGUGGAAGUCAUGCAUAAGGAGGAUUUGAAAAGACCUACAAGAUAAUAAUUAGCAUUGUGGCUUUCAUGCAAUGUCUUCAUUAUUGCAUGUUUUCUACAAUUGGAGUAGUACAAUGUCUUAAUUCAGUUGCCUUGUUGACUGUUAUCUAGUGUUACUUCAUUGUUUGAAGUGACUUCGAGUCUUGUCAAAGUUAAGAAACACAAAGAACUAAUGUGUACUGAACAACUCAGAACAAAAUGCAGGAGCUGCACAAGUUUUCUUUUGCUACAAUAUAUAUAUCUCAUUUCUGACCCUUAAUAAAUGGGCACAGUACUUCUGGUUUA